AUGUCCCGCUCAAGAACCGGCUGUUCAACAUGCAAAAGACGCCAUAGGAAAUGCGACGAGACAAAACCAGCUUGUCGUGAAUGUCAAAAGAAUAACCUUACCUGUGAAGGCUAUGCUCUGAAGUUACAAUGGGAUGUAGGCGUUGCGUCGAGAGGUAAACUUACUGGUGCUUCCCUUCCUGUUCUGGGGACUGGUGGUGAGAAGAAGAGGGGGAGAGGGUAUGAGAUUGAUGGCGCAGAGGGGUUUGGGCAGUUCCAGGCUUUGCCACUAGAGACAAAUGGCCUGGGAUCGGAUUCAUUGCUAGGAAUGGGAUAUUCCGUAAUUGAACCUGAAGAACCGCAGUGGCUUCAACGAAGAAGUGCUCAAGAAAAACACCUCUUUAAAGAAUUUAUACAAAAAACCGUAUUCCUCUUCUACUCCACCUCCACAGAAGAUCCAUUCCCUCUUGAACUCCAACGCCUGGCCCUCCAAAACGAACCACUAUUUCUCGGCCUCAUCGCCACACACGUCUACAACACCAACCCCCGGAAGCCCCCACCUCUAUUCCACGAUCUGUGUAACCAAAGUCUCCGUCUUUUUCGUGAGCAGCUAGGUCGAUUUGACGGGACGUUGGAUGGGGGCUUGGUCAACGCGGGUGUAUUCCUCUGCACUCUCCACUUGUUCCAAGGAAUCCCCUGGACAGCGCAUCUGAAUCACAUGAUGUGGGUGUACCAUCUCUUCCCGCAGUCUAAAAACGCGCAUCGGAUUGGGGACCUGGAAUAUCGCUUUUCGCUUGAGGCCAUGGCCAUAAUGGACAUUCCCACCUUUGUCCGCGGGCGCGACACACCAACCCUUGGCAUCUGGGGUUAUCUCCGCGCAGCCCAAAAAGCGUCUUCAACGGGGCUGGUUGGCGGUGUCGAAAGUGUCUCGGGCUUGCCGCGAAGUCUCCUCGAUAUUUUUGGGAGAAUGGCCCAUGACGAUGUGGAGAAGGACCUUGCGAAUUGGGAGGGUCAUGAGGGGUCUAUUCCGCAUGUUCAUCUCUGGGAAGCAUUUCGACUAUCGGGAAUCUUACUUGCUCGACGACAAAAGCGCACACAAGCUGGCUCGCCAUCCAACGAGUUACUAGUAUGUCGUCUGGUAGCGACUCUUGACGCACUAUACGAAACUCGCCAGCGCCAAGAAUACGCUCAUAUCCUCGCUACGAACAGCAUGCUAUAUCCCUAUACAGCAGCGCGUCUUGAAGUAACCAUUCUCCAAACUCGGCCAACAUGGGUGCGAAUACUUCGUCGGUGCGGUAGUAUCUGCGACGCAUACCGCGACACGCCAAAUGCACUAAUCCUCGAGGAAAUACUAGAUAAGGCCUUGGAAAGGGGCGAUAACGAUGUUGAUCUUGAUAAAGAGACGAGAUUGAGAGGCGUUGAGCUGAGUUUGUUCUAG
Messenger RNA from Fusarium fujikuroi IMI 58289, 1416 nucleotides. RefSeq lists its product as uncharacterized. Gene Ontology annotation, biological process: positive regulation of transcription by RNA polymerase II. The transcript is spliced from 3 exons. Lineage: Eukaryota; Fungi; Ascomycota; Sordariomycetes; Hypocreales; Nectriaceae. The record is from RefSeq and is a predicted model, not a curated record. Bases 1 to 1416 code for a protein of 471 amino acids. Gene Ontology annotation, cellular component: nucleus. Gene Ontology annotation, molecular function: transcription cis-regulatory region binding; DNA-binding transcription factor activity, RNA polymerase II-specific; zinc ion binding.